GGUGAGGAGGGAGGGAGGCUGAGAGAUAGACUGUAAAGGAAAAUGGGCAUAGGGAAGGAGAUUUGGGGGUGUGCUAAUAUGGGGGAUAUGCUGGGAGAAUAUGGGUGACUGAGGGGAAAGGGAGAGAAUAUAUGUAUAGGAGGUAAGGAGACUGAGAGAGGAGGGCUGGAAAGAUGGAGAGGAGAAUGGAGAGGUACAGAAUGACACCUCAGGAGAUAGAAGAGAGAAGUAGUGCCCUUUGCCUGGUCUUGUUGUUGUUUUGGGUGCAGAGACGUGGGGAGGUUUCUAAAUGUUUGGAGUUUGCAUUACUGCACUCAUCAUGUGAGAUAAGCAAUCAAAAUGAGGACAAAGAUGGAGACUCUGAUAACACAGCCAGUGAGCCACCUCCAACUCCUCAAGACUCUUCUCCUGACAGAAGGCGAUCAUCUUCAGAUACAUCACGGUCUGCUUACAGCCUCACAAGGCGGAUUUCAAGUCUAGAAUCAAGAAGGCCAAGUUCUCCACUAAUUGACAUUAAACCUAUUGAGUUUGGAAUUAUAGGAGCUAAAAAAGAAAUAGUUCAGCCAACUAUCCUGAGAAAAACAUAUACCCCAGAUGACUAUUUUAGAAAAUUCGAACCAAGACUCUACUCUCUUGACUCUAAUAGUGAUGACAUGGACUCCUUGACAGAUGAGGAAAUCUUAUCGAAGUAUCAACUGGGCAUGCUGCAUUUUAGCACACAGUAUGAUUUGUUGCAUAAUUAUCUAAUAGUGAGGGUAAUUGAGGCUAGAGAUCUGCCUCCUCCAAUUUCGUAUGAUGGUUCAAGACAAGAUAUGGCUCAUUCCAACCCUUAUGUCAAGAUCUGCCUCCUUCCAGAUCAGAAGAACUCCAAGCAGACAGGAGUAAAACGCAAAACCCAGAACCCAGUGUUUGAGGAGAGAUACACCUUUGAAAUCCCAUUUUUAGAAGCCCAAAGAAGAACUCUACUUUUAACCAUAGUGGAUUUUGACAAAUUCUCACGCCACUGUGUCAUAGGCAAAGUGUCAAUGCCAUUAAGUGAAGUUGACCUUGUGAAGGGUGGACAUUGGUGGAAGGCCCUUGUUCCCAGUUCGCAGAAUGAAGUCGAGUUGGGAGAGCUGCUGCUAUCACUAAAUUACCUUCCCAGUGCAGGACGACUGAAUGUAGACAUUAUUCGAGCGAAACAACUUCUUCAGACUGAUAUGAGCCAAGGUUCAGAUCCCUUUGUGAAAAUUCAGCUGGUUCAUGGAUUAAAAUUAGCCAAAACCAAGAAAACCUCUUGCAUGAAGGGUACAAUAGAUCCUUUCUACAACGAGUCCUUCAGUUUCAAGGUUCCGCAAGAAGAACUGGAAAAUGCCAGCUUAGUAUUUACAGUUUACGGCCACAACGUGAAAAGCAGCAAUGACUUUGUUGGAAGGAUUGUGAUCGGUCAGUAUUCGACAGGCUCACCAGAGUCAAACCAUUGGCGUCGAAUGCUCAGUUCCCAUCGGACAGCCGUGGAGCAAUGGCACAGCCUGCGGUCCAGGGCGGAGUGUGAUCGCGUCUCGCCAGCAUCUCUUGAGGUGACGUGAGAAUGGUCCUUCAUCACCAACACAGGCAAACAACUGAGGGGGAAAAAAAUCAAACCCACACGCGCUCCCAUGUGAUUGCCAUGGAAUUGAAAGUAACUACAGCUGCUGGUAACAAACUGGCUGCGUUAGCCUACGUGCCUCAGUGGACCUUCAUAAUGCAAACCAUGUAUCAUUUGUUCCUGUGCCCAUUGUUUUUGCAGGGUCACUACUAAUGUGGCCUGUUGGACCUGUUACUAUUUGCAUCAUCUGCUGCAUCCACACCACUGUUUUUAAUCCAUGUACAUUAUAAUGGAGAUUAUUCAAAAGGUCACUAUUAACGCAGAAGCGUUCUUUACCUGCUCCAGCGUAUUGCAGAGCAGAUUAUAGGCUGAUCUGCCAUGGAGAUUCUGAGUUAACUGGAAACUUUUUGAGUUGCCUCCGCUACCCUUACAGUACCGAUCCAUGACUCAUUUUAUUGGAGAUGUAAGUAUUUGUGUGUUCUCUUUGGUGAAUGUGGUAAAUAGGUUAGAGUAUUUAUUUUUUAAAUGAUAGAACAUGUGGUAAAAUCACUUCUAACUCCAGUUUUGUCUUUUGUGCUAGUUCAACAAAAUUAAACUCCUGUUAGUAUGUAUGUGUGCCUUUGUGCAUCUGGGUGUAUGUAUGUGUUUGUGUGUGUGCAUGUGCAGUGUUACACACACAGACCCUCACAUACAACCAUGUAUAACAUGGAGCUAAUGUUAUGUCAGUAAUGAGACCCUGCCACUCUAAUAUAGCAAUCUCUGUAUGUAAAGUAGAUAGAGUAUGAUAUAGCAAAAUAAACCUUUUCAAUCAAGUGUAUUCUGGAAAAGCCAUGGCAAGUUUUAAAGACCUUUCUUAUGUUGUGCAAAAGAUCCUGCUUUGGGAGCUUUUGCAGUAAGAACACCCAAAACAACACCCAGUUUUAAUUCCCUUCUUAGCAGGCUGCAGUGGGUCUUUCUGUGUUUUAUGUACUAAACAAAGUAGUUUUUCAAACCACUGAGUGAGUUUUAGCUACAAUCAAGCUGUCUGUUCUGUUGGAUGCUUCUGUACAUUUUUUCAUGGCAUAUUGUCUGGUAUGAUGGAGAGUGUAUAUUUAUUGAAAAUAAAGAUCUAUUUAUU
Messenger RNA from Mauremys reevesii (Reeves's turtle), 2684 nucleotides. RefSeq names its product synaptotagmin 17 (gene SYT17). Gene Ontology annotation, molecular function: calcium ion binding; calcium-dependent phospholipid binding; syntaxin binding. The record is from RefSeq and is a predicted model, not a curated record. Gene Ontology annotation, biological process: calcium-ion regulated exocytosis; cellular response to calcium ion; regulation of calcium ion-dependent exocytosis. NCBI's taxonomy places the organism in Eukaryota, Metazoa, Chordata, Testudines, Geoemydidae. Gene Ontology annotation, cellular component: membrane. The coding region runs from base 174 to 1568 and encodes 464 amino acids. The transcript is spliced from 6 exons.